UAGAAAAAUACAUGAUUAUGUAGCAUAUUAUGAUGUUAUCAAGAGACUAGUUAUCAUUGGUCGAUUUGUAUGUCAGGUGGGGCCCAUUUUACGGCGACUAUGGGCCCCGACUGUGGUCCAACUGUCCCGUGAUCCUCGCUCCAUCGAACGGUUCGCGUCGCUGAUUGAUGAAUCCCGACGAAUCUGAUGUGACUCGAAGAGCGACGGACGGGGUGUGGUACCAUUGCAGGCGUAGCGACCCGUACUUCAUCACGGAAUCACGUCGGCGACUGAUGAAUCCGACGGUUCCUAUGUGAUUAAAGGUACGAGUCUUCCGUUCGCUUGACGCCCCAUCGCCUUUAAUCCGAACCCAUUGUCCGUCGCACUGCGAAAUCACCUUACACUCUCACCUCUAUUUUCCGAAAUGCCACUCUCCUUUCCCGCGAUGGAUGAAUACACAGAAGAGGACCUGGAGAGAUCAAAGCGUGGAUGGACGUCGAUCCACCUUCCUUUCCAACGGCUUCAGAGGAUGAGGGUUAGGUGCUGGCUUGUGCCUAGUCCUUGCCUCAUCAGUGGUUGGAAUGGCCGACGGAGACCACCGCCCAUCCAAUCUAUCACUAACCAUUUGUGGAUCACGCGUUCCAGAUCGAAGCAAUAAGAGCAUCCACGUUUAGCCACGACCCCGGUGGGCUCGCCGACCGAAAGCGAUCCUUUCCCACCGGCUUCAGCGGCUCUUCCCCGUCAUGUCGCCGUUCAUCUCGCCCACCUAUUUAACUACCGCAGCUGCAAAGAGGCCAGCAGAGUGAAGCCGGACAAGAAGAAGAGCUGCUGCUGCUCGUUAUACUAGGAGAAGAUGCCGAUCCUUCGCAUAACGAUCGGAACGCCAGAGGAGGCGCGCCACCCUACCGCGCUUAAAGCCGCUCUCGCCGAGUUCAUCUCCGUGCUCAUUUUCGUCUUCGCCGGCCAGGGAUCGGGGAUGGCGUUCAAUAAGCUCACGGAUGAUGGCUCCACAACCCCAGCGGGGUUGGUGUCGGCGUCCUUGGCCCAUGGCUUCGGCCUCUACGUCGCAGUAGCCGUCGGGGCCAACAUCUCCGGCGGCCACGUCAACCCGGCCGUCACCUUCGGCGCCUUCCUCGGUGGCAACAUCACGCUGCUUCGGGGCAUUUUGUACUGGAUCGCGCAGCUGCUCGGCUCCGUGGUCGCCUGCCUGCUUCUCAAGUUCGCCACCGGCGGCCUGGAAACAACGCCCUUCUCGCUGUCGAGCAGCGUGACCGUGUGGAACGCGUUGGUGUUUGAGAUCGUGAUGACCUUCGGGCUGGUGUACACGGUCUACGCGACGGCCAUAGAUCCGAAGAAGGGCAACCUGGGAAUCAUCGCGCCCCUCGCGAUCGGGCUCGUCGUGGGUGCCAACAUCCUGGCAGGCGGGGCGUUCGACGGCGCCUCCAUGAACCCGGCCGUCUCCUUCGGCCCCGCGGUGGUCAGCUGGACCUGGGACAAUCACUGGGUAUACUGGGUCGGCCCGUUGCUCGGCGGGGGCAUCGCGGCCUUGGUCUACGACGGCGUCUUCAUCGGCUUCGGCACCCAUGAGCAGCUCCCUACCACAGACUACUAGCGUUCGUGGGCUUUGUUAACGAAUAAUCGCCAGCGAGACUCGCUGUGUUUGGAGUCGUGGUUUCUGAAUAGGGAGGUGCGACAGAUGAUUCUAUUGGUUGGUUGUGUCUGCUGUAACAGUUCAUGCAAUGCAUUUAUCUCAGAUCGAA
Musa acuminata subsp. malaccensis (wild Malaysian banana) is the source of this 1739-nucleotide messenger RNA. RefSeq names its product aquaporin TIP1-2-like. Gene Ontology annotation, cellular component: membrane. Gene Ontology annotation, biological process: water transport; transmembrane transport. Lineage: Eukaryota; Viridiplantae; Streptophyta; Magnoliopsida; Zingiberales; Musaceae. Gene Ontology annotation, molecular function: water channel activity. The record is from RefSeq and is a predicted model, not a curated record.